AUGGCAGGACGAGAAUCUCGGAGCAGUGUUUGUGAGAAGAUGUGCCCUCAGCAGAGAGCUCGUCAUGAAGCCUACAGCGAGCCAUCUAAAGAAGCUCAGAGCUGGAUGGCAGUGGCGAGACAGCACGUGUGCACGCACCAGAAUAAUCAAAAACCUCGCCAAGUCUGCAAACUCACCGCUGCUGCUGAGCGUCAAAAUCAACUCACAGCACAAUUAAAAGCCGCCGAGGCAAGGAGUCGUAUUAGACAGCUGAGACAACGCUAUCAAAACCUGAAGGAGCAGGAAAUUAACUUAAUGAUUUCAUGCCAGUCUACCGCGCAGAGGGCUGUCCGCCUGGAGCAGCUACUCCUUGUGAGAGAGAGGAAGAUAAACCACACAGAUUGCUUGGACCAAUUACAGAGAAGAAGAAUUGAGGAGAUCCUAGAGGAUGAGAAAGGCAUGUCCAUCAGUCGUAAAUGA
Molecule: messenger RNA, 459 nt
Organism: Carassius gibelio (silver crucian carp)
Lineage: Eukaryota; Metazoa; Chordata; Actinopteri; Cypriniformes; Cyprinidae
Product: protein LKAAEAR1-like
Exons: 3
Coding region: 1-459 (152 amino acids)
Source: RefSeq, a predicted model, not a curated record